GUGUUUCUAUCAACUUUAUUUUAAAAGUAAUGGACAAAAUGACUGUUGAUCCAACCAAAUCGAUUCCUGCAUUUUACGCUAGACAAUGUAUACUUUUGACUGGUGCAACAGGAUUUCUGGGUAAAGUUUUUAUCGAAAAGAUAUUACGAUCUUGUCCAGAUGUUCGUGAAAUAUUUCUGUUAAUGCGGCCGAAGAAAGGAUUAAGUAUUAAAGAAAGGCUCGAUAAAAUAUUAAACCUAUCACUAUUUGAAAAAUUGCGCGAGGAGCGACCUUCCAAUUUUGAGAAAUUAAUUGCAAUUUCUGGUAAUGUCAGUGAGAAGGGAUUAGGUUUGUCGGCUACGGACAAGCAAAUGCUGGUUGAAAGAGUGACCAUAAUAAUUCAUGCAGCCGCGAGUGUGAAAUUCAAUAACAGUUUAAAGUAUGCCAUAUUUGCUAAUACAAGAGCAACAAGAGACAUUUGUAUUUUAGCAAAAAGUAUGAAGAAUUUAAUCGCAUUAAUAUACGUUAGUACAGCAUUUGCACAUGUGAAUGAACCAUUUGUAGAUGAAAAAGUGUACUUGCCAAUAGCUGAUUGGCAAAAGAUAAUUGAAAUAGUCGAAACUUUCGAUGAGCAUACUUUAAACAUUUUUACGGCUAAGUGUUUAGACUAUGCACCCAAUACGUAUAUCUUUUCAAAAAACCUAUCGGAAAAGGUAAUACAAGAUUAUUCUUCCUCCUUGCCUUGUGCGAUUGUAAGACCUCCCAUUGUAACGUCAACGUUGCAAGAACCUAUUCCAGGAUGGAUAGAUAACGUUUAUGGUCCAAUAGGACUUUAUAUUGGCGCUGGAAAAGGAAUAAUACGAGUAGCAUAUGUAAAUGAAACUAGUAGGAUAGAUGGAGUACCAGUAGACAUUGUCAUCAAAGUUGUAAUAAUCGUAACUUGGAAGGUAGGAUUAACCACGUAUGAUCACAGCAUUACAGAUUCCGCACCUUUAGUUGUAAAUUGCACAAGUUUAAAAUACAUUACCUAUGAAGUUACUCAAAAUGUAUCCUUCAGUGUUAUAAAUGAGGUACCUUUGGAAGGAAUUGUCUGGACACCUCAUUUAAUAUCAACUCAAAAUCCUGUUAUAUUGUAUAUACUAACAAUAUUAUUGCAUAUUCUACCAGCUGUAUUAAUAGAUCUUAUUUUAAAAUUUGCUGGACAUCAACCAAC
This is a messenger RNA of Trachymyrmex cornetzi, 1192 nucleotides long. Its product is annotated as fatty acyl-CoA reductase 1. Gene Ontology annotation, cellular component: peroxisome. Gene Ontology annotation, biological process: long-chain fatty-acyl-CoA metabolic process. The transcript is spliced from 6 exons. Lineage: Eukaryota; Metazoa; Arthropoda; Insecta; Hymenoptera; Formicidae. The annotation marks the transcript as partial. Gene Ontology annotation, molecular function: alcohol-forming very long-chain fatty acyl-CoA reductase (NADP+) activity. The record is from RefSeq and is a predicted model, not a curated record.